This is a messenger RNA of Phacochoerus africanus (Common warthog), 520 nucleotides long. It is a transcript of the gene C12H1orf53, whose product is annotated as chromosome 12 C1orf53 homolog. The record is from RefSeq and is a predicted model, not a curated record. NCBI's taxonomy places the organism in Eukaryota, Metazoa, Chordata, Mammalia, Artiodactyla, Suidae. Bases 24 to 452 code for a protein of 142 amino acids. The transcript is spliced from 3 exons.
CCCGCCCCCGAUAGGCGGCGGCCAUGGCGGCCUGGAGGGUCCGGGUGUCCGCGGGCGCCGCGCUCAGAAGGCAGCAGCCUGCCGCCCCGCCGCCAAAACCACCCCGGGUCGGAGCGGAGUUCCGACAGCACCUCAGAUUCACCUUCUGCUCCGCUUCGAAGGGAGACCGCGGCGUCUCCGGGCCCGAAUCGCCAGAGGGAGGGGCGACGGGUCGGGCAAGCGAAGAGUUAACGGAGGCAGAGGGGAGGAUCGCGGAGCUGCACGCUGCAGCCUGCGCGGCCGGCCAGCUGAACUACGUGGACCCAGCUACCGGCUACGUGGUGCUCACACAGCUUGCCCACGUGCAGCGAGGCCACUGCUGCGGUUCUGCCUGCAGACACUGUCCGUAUGGCCAAGUCAGUGUUAAAGAUCCAUCCAAAAAGAAGCAAUUCAAUUCGUAUUUUUAUGUUUGACAACAGUUUCAUCUCUGUUCUCCCUCUAAUUGAGUCUUAUUUUAAAAAAAUAAAACCGUAAUCCAGAA